Molecule: messenger RNA, 5035 nt
Organism: Bactrocera neohumeralis
Lineage: Eukaryota; Metazoa; Arthropoda; Insecta; Diptera; Tephritidae
Gene: blot
Product: sodium- and chloride-dependent glycine transporter 2
Exons: 6
Coding region: 906-4100 (1064 amino acids)
Biological process (GO): sodium ion transmembrane transport
Cellular component (GO): membrane
Source: RefSeq, a predicted model, not a curated record
AUUCGGUAGAUCGCACGCUCGCCGCUCUGUGCUGUUUUUGGGAUUCCAAUUUUUCGUUGCAUGUCAGUGUCAAGCGACAAACAAUAAGUGAAGCAAAGCAAAUGAUGAUGAGGAUAGGAAUAUAAAAACAAAGCAACAAUCACUGGCAUUGCUCGUAAAAUUCAAACCGAUUCAAUGCGCAAUUGGACGAACGAAGCGGCAGAACGUAUGCAAUAGCCGUUGAGCUCAAACAUAUGGAGCGGAGCAAAAGUGUGUGAAACGCGAUAUUUACGUGAAUAUUAAUUUAAUUCUCUCUAUUUCAACUACGUUUUUGGCUCGAUUUCCAGGAAAUAAACACAAAGAUUUGUUGUGCGUUCUUAAAUUACAUCUUCCGUUUGUAGUGUCACAGUUGGUGAAUGUGGGAAUUUAGCAGCAAUUCGCAAACACUCACAGUGGUACAAAAUACAAAAAACACCUUUCUGGCAAACGGAGCGAAAAAUGUCCGCAAUGUAAAAUGCUUUACCUUCUUUUUUGAAGAAAAUUGUGUAAAAAGUGUUGUGUUGUUUGGCACAUUGUGCUUAAUUGCGAUUUACCUUCUCUAUAUUCUUACCCAUUAAGUGUAAGCAUACUAGAAGAAAGCAAAAAAUAACGCGAAAAAUUGCAACGUGUUCGUGAAGAAUUUAUUAGGUUAUUGUGUCUUUUUGCAAUAAGUGGAAUAUGAAGUAAGCGAGUAAUAAAAGACGCAAAACAAACUGCAGGAGUUGCCGUGCACAUGGAAAACAUUCGUUCUUGAUAAAUUGUUUUGGAUUGAGACAAAAGAAGUCAUUCUGUAGACAGUUCCCGAGUGUUACCAACAUUUUGACAGUUUUCCACUCACGCGCUUGCCAUAAGUGACAAAUAAUAGGCGUGCGGUCUGCUUAAGCAGCAUGAAUUCGACGUCAUAUCGCGGCCGCUCCAGCGACGAAGCACUCGAUGAGCAUUUGAAGCUGCAACAACAACGCCAACAAGCAAUGCCGAUGACAAUGAGCACCACCCGUAGACAGCUGAGCGGCAGCACAGUGGUGCCGCCAACACCACCACCGCCAGAACGCAUGCGUAUGCGCACCGACUCCAAUGCGACGAGCAUCUAUGUGAUCGGCGCCGACACCACCAACAGACACAUCGCUGCAAUGGGCGGCGGUGGUACGGGCGGCGCGCAGACAGAUAGCAAUCCGGCAACAAUGGAGCGCAGACAACACAAUCGUUUGUCUUGGGUGAAUAUGCGUAGAGGUGGCGAAGACGCAGCGCAACUCGAGCGCGGUGGCAGCGGUGCAGUGACUAUCACGCCAUCGCCGCAAACAACGCGUAGCUACAUAUCCACAGUAUCCACAAUCACAGCCACGACUGGCAACGGCGGCGACACAAUAAGAAGCCGUGCUGGCGGGGGCGUCGGCGCAGGUGUACACAUCGGUAACGGCACAAUUAGUGGACGCACCACCGCCGCUUCGGGGCGUAUGAGCACUAGUGGUGGCACUACCAUCAGCGGUAGCAACAACACACUGAACGAUAUUAUUUCCGAUUAUCACAGCCAUGAAGCGGCCAGCAGCCGCGACUUCCACUACAACAACACAGUUGUGGCGUCGACGCCACACAUGAAGCAGCUCUCCAGCAGCGGCAGUUUUAACAUGACCAACGGCAGCACGGUGAAGCUGCUGCCGGUGAUGGACGACGAAUCCAAUCAACAGACAAAAUGCUCGAUAUUUCGUGGGCUCGUGCUGUGCAUCUGCUUGAACGUCACCUACGCCAACAUCGUGCGUUUCCCGAGAGAACUGGACAAAUACGGUUCGUCGUAUUUGAUUCCAUACAUAACACUAUUGUUUCUAGUCGGCUUGCCAAUUAUCUUAUUGGAGAUAUCAGUGGGACAGUUUUUGGGCCAAAGUGCAGCGCACACCUGGACCGCCUCGCCCAUAUUUAAAGGCGCCUGCAUCAUCAGCCGCUUCGCUUCAUGGCUGUCGACGAUUUGGGUAUCGCUGCAAGCCGUCUUGGCGGUGGCCUACAUCGGCAUGUUCAUCGUCAAUACGCUGCCUUUUCGGGAGUGUGUGGGCAACGUGAAGAUGGCGCUGAAUGGCUACACAGUGACGGGAAACAGCGGGCAAGAAUGCUUGCAGCGUACGUUCUUAACGCCGUUCUGGGAGAAUCCCAUGUAUUUCGGCAUGCUGGCCGUUGGACUGAUCGGUAUUUGGAUCGUGGUCAUGUUGUGCACGCACAAUGGCCGUUUCCUGCGCCGCAGUCUCUUCUUCUUCGGCAUACUGGGCUUUCUGCUGCUGUGUUGCCUCACCGGCUGGGAAGUGCACAAUUCGUUCCAGCGUUCCUACUUUCCCGAGCUCUGGCCGUUCGACUCGACGUUACUCAUGGACUCUAAUAUCUGGUUCAACGCAUUGAUGCAGGUACUUUUCGCCACUAACUGCGGCUUUGGCGCUUUGCCCGCAGUCACCGGAAAAUUUCUGUACAAAGGCGACGCCGUGCGGACUUCAAUCGUUUAUUUGUGCUUCAACCUGCUGGUGAAUGCAAUUGCUGUCACCUUAUUUAUGGUACAAUUCGACCUGUCGGCGAAUAGUGGAUCCAUGAUUGAGGAGCUCAAGCCACUCACAGCUGUCUACGAUCGCGUCAUGUACGAUCGCCCCAGCAACGAGCUUAUCGCACGCAUUAUACCCGUACUAAUUUAUGCGUUGAUCGUUAUUUCCGCUAUUGUGGCAAUGACGGUGUCCAUCUACACGGUCACACGGUUGGUGCCGCGCCAUCCGAAUUACGUCAUCAGCUUGGUGGCGCUCGUAAUGACGAUCAUAUCGCUGGCCGCGCCGAAAUUCAUAAUUGCGCGCAUUUUGGAUACGCGUAUCGUAGGUACAAUCUUAAUUACGGCGCUUGUCUUCGAGUUGAUUGCGAUCAGUUGGAUUUAUGGCGUCAAGAAUAUCUACACUGAUUUGGAAUUCUCUAUUGGACGGCCGAUCUUCAAAGGCUGGAUGUGGCUAUGGUGCGUCUGCCCAGCCAUACUUACCGCGUUGUUGGUGUGGUGGUGUUCGGACGACGAUCAGUACGAUCUGCUGGCGGAGUACGUACCACGUUGGGCACCCAUUCUACUCGCGCUAGCAGUGAUCUUCAUAAUAGCUUGUGUGCAGAUAUUCCGUCAAGUUGAGUACAAUUUCUUCGGCAUGAUCUGCGAGGCCUCCAAACCAGCGAAGGAGUGGGGACCAACCGAUCCCUUAGCGCGCCAUGCCUGGAAGCAAUGGCGUUCGGUAUGUCAAGAUACUGGGCGACGUGAUUUCACGCUACGCCGACGUGGUACCCGCGACUACACGCACUCCAUCAAGAAAGGACAAUAUUCCAGCUCCGGCAAAUAUGCGAAUGGUCACGCCACGCAGCAGAACUGGAAGCAAUCUACCACCGGCAACAGUUCGCCUAACUACAGUGGCUCAAUGUUCGGUGAUUCCGCUAUUGAGGAAGACAUUAGCGUCGAUAAGUUUCCUGGUGUUUCACAACAGUUUAUGCCCUUCCAGAACAGUGAUGGCAAGCCGCUGCGUUAUUCAAAUCGCUCACGCGCUCAGCCACAACAACGUUCAAAUGCGCAGCAACAACAACAACCACAGCAACAAUAUAUAGAUCAACACAGACAAUACCAGAAUCAGCAGCUUGAGGACGAGCCACUGCCAAGCCCGCCACCACCACCUCCCAGCCACGUGCACGCCAUGCGUGCGCACAACGCGAACGCCGAGAAGCAUCGUGAGAUAGUCUAUAUACGCCGACUCUCUGAGGAUGGCCGCCACGCGACGCGCAUCGAAAUAACACCCUCCAACGAGUCCAUCACAUACGGCAGCUCGAAUGCCAUCACAGCCAAUGGCGGCGCGCGCAACCCGUUGAGCCGAGUCGGUGCAAGCGGACCGCACGGCGCCGCUUACGUGAAGCGCUCCUCCAGCACCAGCAUGGCCGAACACAACCGACACUCCAUCGUGAGUGUGGGCGGCGGUGGCCUCGUAGGAGGUGUCGCUGGCGCCAAACUACCACCCCACAACGCGAAUGGCAGCGCGGAUCACAUCUGCUGGCGGAAGUUCACGGUGAAUCCGCAGGAGUACUCCACGGAGCUGUGAGCUCCAAACACAUUUGCUGCCACGACGAAGCAUCAGCAUAAAAAUAUUUAAUAAACACCCACAACAAAAGACUUUUCCGUACCCAAGACAAACUCGUUAUAAAAAUUACUUUGUAGUUAUUGUAGUAAUGCAUUAGUAAUAAUCAGACAUGUAGUAGUUGUAGUUGUAGUUGUAGUAGUGUAAUAUGAACACCUAGACAAUUCCAAAUUGAAAUCCAAUACUUGUCGCAGAGUACUAUUCUCUCUUUUAAUUAAGGUCAAUUGAAAACAAAAAAAAAAAACUUUGUAAAUAUUUAACCAAACUAAAAUUAAUGAAUUGAUAUUUUGUAUAAGCUUUAACUGCAGAGUUCAGAUUAAAACGACUAACACGAGUAGCAUAAGUCAUUAAAGUUAACGAAUGAAAAUCUCUUUGAUCAUAGAUAAUGUUAAGAAAAGGGCGGUUGGAGGCGCGAGCGCUGCCGAGGGACUAUAAGAAAUAAGUAACUGUUAACCAAAACUAAAGAGAAAUUGUAUUUAUCCACAAAAGAGAUACGAAAGUAGGGAAUGUAAGAUUAUGGAAUGAAUUUAACGUAUGUAUUAGGAACAUUAUCUACUGAGCGCGCAAAAGUAUGCAACGCAAAUAAUUAAAAGCCAUAUUUAAAGCGCGGCUGAAUUAUAUAGAGUAAUGAAGUUAAGGCUCGAGUAGCAACAAUUGUUAAUCGAAAUUAAGUAACAUGUUUGUAAUCGAGUAUAAGUUUUAUCAACAAAAAGAGAAAUAGUUAUGAACCGUUAAAGUGAGCUCGCGUCUAACAACCGUAUCUGGAAUUUAUAGUAUUGCGUGAAGCCGAUAGCCGCACUUCUGUUGGCUGCGCAAACUAAAGAAUGCAACGAAAAAUAAUAUUAGGAAUUAUACUAAAAUUGAGUAAAUAAAAUCAAAUGAAAGACAUUGGAAACAAA